This is a messenger RNA of Sciurus carolinensis (gray squirrel), 3637 nucleotides long. It is a transcript of the gene Cebpa, whose product is annotated as CCAAT enhancer binding protein alpha. Gene Ontology annotation, biological process: myeloid cell differentiation; DNA-templated transcription; regulation of transcription by RNA polymerase II. Lineage: Eukaryota; Metazoa; Chordata; Mammalia; Rodentia; Sciuridae. The transcript has a single exon. The record is from RefSeq and is a predicted model, not a curated record. Gene Ontology annotation, molecular function: DNA-binding transcription factor activity, RNA polymerase II-specific; RNA polymerase II cis-regulatory region sequence-specific DNA binding. Bases 135 to 1199 code for a protein of 354 amino acids.
GGCCUGGUCAUUCGCGACCCGGAGCUGCGCGGGCGCGAGCCAGUAGGGGCUCCGGUGGGCGGUGGCAGCAGCGGCGCUCCGCGCAGGCUGGAAGCCACCGAGGCUCGCCAUGCCGGGAGACCUCUAGCUCCCCCAUGGAGUCGGCCGACUUCUACGAGGCGGAGCCGCGGCCCCCGAUGAGCAGCCACCUCCAGAGCCCCCCGCACGCGCCUAGCAGCGCCGCCUUCGGCUUCCCCCGGAGCGCGGGCCCUGCGCAGCCCCCCGCCCCACCUGCCGCCCCGGAGCCGCUGGGCGGCAUCUGCGAACACGAGACGUCCAUCGACAUCAGCGCCUACAUCGACCCGGCCGCCUUCAACGACGAGUUUCUGGCUGACCUGUUCCAGCACAGCCGGCAGCAGGAGAAGGCCAAGGCGGCCGCGGCCCCCGCGGGCGGCAGCGGCGAAUUUGACUACCCGGGGGCCCCAGUGGGUCCCGGAGGCGCAGUCAUGUCCGGGGGUGCGCACGGCCCCCCUCCCGGCUACGGCUGCGCGGCGGCCGGCUACCUGGACGGCAGGUUGGAGCCCCUGUACGAGCGCGUCGGGGCGCCGGCGCUGCGGCCGCUGGUGAUCAAGCAGGAGCCCCGCGAGGAGGACGAGGCGAAGCAGCUGGCGCUGGCCGGCCUCUUCCCCUACCAGCCACCACCUCCACCGCCGCCGCCACACCCGCACCCGCCGCCUGCGCACCUGGCCGCCCCGCACCUGCAGUUCCAGAUCGCGCACUGCGGCCAGACCACCAUGCACCUGCAGCCUGGCCACCCCACGCCGCCGCCCACGCCUGUGCCCAGCCCGCACCCAGCGCCAGCACACAGCGCCGCGGGCCUCCCGGGCCCGGGCAGCGCGCUCAAGGGGCUGCCGGCCACGCACCCUGACCUCCGCGCGGGCGGCGGCGGCGGCGCGGGCAAGGCCAAGAAGUCGGUGGACAAGAACAGCAACGAGUACCGGGUGCGGCGGGAGCGCAACAACAUCGCGGUGCGCAAGAGCCGCGACAAGGCUAAGCAGCGCAACGUGGAGACGCAGCAGAAAGUACUGGAGCUGACCAGUGACAAUGACCGCCUGCGCAAGCGGGUGGAACAGCUGAGCCGUGAACUGGACACGCUGCGGGGCAUCUUCCGCCAGCUGCCAGAGAGCUCUUUGGUCAAGGCCAUGGGCAACUGCGCGUGAGGCGCGCGGCUGCGGGACCGCCCUGGGCCGGCCCCUGGCGGGGACCUGAGGAGUGGUUUCGGAUCGCCGGAUCUCAAGGCUUCCCGGGCCGUGCAAGCCAGGACUAGGAGAUUCCGGUGCCGACUGAAAGCCUGGCCUGCUCCGCGUGUCCCCUUCCUUCCUCUGAGCCGGACUCGGUGCGUCUAAGAUGAGGGAGUCAGGCAGUGGCUUCUUUCUCCCUGAGACUGGGGAGAAUUCUCCGUGGGGCUGAGCUGGGAGCCCGGCAACUCUAGUAUUAAGGAAUAACAUUGUGCCUUGGAAAUGCAAGCUAGCUCCGAUUCCUACCGAGUAGGGGGAGCGAAUAUGUGCCUUGACAUUUUAUUUGAAGAGUUCCUGCCUCUUCCGAGGCUGCAGCAGGCCCCCACGAGAGAAGGAAGGGUGCAGGCCAUGGCAGGAGGAAAGUUCAGGAAGCUGAGAUGCAGACAAGCCAGCCCCAACCACUCCUCUGUGCCUGUCCUUAGAGGGGAGGAACUUAGGGAGUUGGAGCUUUGAAUCCAAGGUUGUUCUUUCGUUCUCCAAGGAGGUAGAGGGUCCCUAGUUCCUUGCCUCUCCCACCUCGACCACCGUCCCAACAGGCCUAUGACAGACUUGGCUUCCUGGGUGAGCACUCACUGAGAUGGGCUUCACCAGGUGACUAGUGGGAGUCCCCUACCCCUAUUCAGACCAGAAAGCUAAGUAGUGAGUUAGCUACAAAGGACAUGUAUUCAAGGGAGCGGUGGUCUGAUGGAAGAAGGGAACCUGGAGAUUUGGUCUUGGGGUGGGGGGUGAAGGGACACUGGGACCAUCAGCCUUGUCUGUACUGUAUGUCGCCAGCAUUGCCAUAAGAACAUGAAGCACAAUCAGUCCAUCCCAGAGGGACCGGAGUUAUGACAAGCUUUCCAAAUAUUUUGCUUUAUCAGCCGAUAUCAACUCUUGUAUCUGGCCUCUGUGUCCCAGCGGUGCCUUGUGCAAUGUGAAUGUGCACGUCUAUGUUAAACCACCAUUUUAUUUGGUUUUUGUUUUGUUUUGGUUUUGCUCAGAUACUUGCCAAAAUGAGACUCUUUGUCAGCAGCUGGGGAAAGGGUCUGAGUCUCUCUUUCCUUUUGGUUUUGGGGUUGCUUUUGCUCCCGGGGGACCAUUGAGGUGAGGUGGGCCUCCCUUUUCCCCUCAGCUUGUGGGUCUCAGCUCCCUGUGGCUGGGGCUGCUGGCGGGCUUGUCCCCCCCAGAGGCCCUGGCUUGUGGUCUGGAGGGAAGGCGACCUCCAACCAACACAUACAUAUCGCUGGGGUUGGGAGCAGGGAAGGACCGCUUGGUUCUCUUCUUUUGGGGAGAACAUAAGAGUUUCAUGCUAGAUGUUUUAUGUAUUAUAUCUAUAAUAUAAACAUAUCAAAGUAAAUUUUGGUGUCUUUUUAAAACCAGAAAGAAGCUACUUCUGAGGUUUUCUGUGGGCAGGUUGCAUUUGCAAAUCAUCAUAGCAUUUGCUGUGACUGAGAUCCUGAUGAAUUAGUAUCUCCUGAGCCCCUCUUUACCUUAAAGGGUGACUUACUGCCCCCUUGCAAACAGAUAACGGGAGGACAAGCCUCCAAGCUGAAAAUGCCCAGAAUCCGAAGAGAAAGUGGGAAGGUCACUGGACUGAGGCUUUGGUGUGGCCUCUCAUUUGCCUGAGGAGAAGAGGGACCCCAGAGAAGGAGCCCUCUGCCUAAAGUGUGGGCCCACCCAGCUCUAGGCUCAAGGGACCCUUUGGCCGUACUCACUUCCAAUCGCUCAGCUCCACUUCUGGAGCACCUUGGUUCAUACUUGCCUUCACCCCAGCAUUCGGGUGAGACCCUGGGUGGGCAGGAAGAGGCCUAGAGUGGUAGGACCCUCUACCCAUGCCCACUUUCCCUGGGCCACAUGACUGUGACCUACCCCAGUCAUGCCCAGAAGGACUGCCUAAAGGCUCAGCCCGCCUCCACCAGUCCUGCCCCUUUACCCUAAGCCCCCCCCAAGGGGCCCCAGCAAGCCUACGGUGGGUAUAUGACCCUGCCCCACAUAACACCUGUCCAGGAACUGACCCCAGCAUCCAUCUGCUCUGCUAUUCCCAACCUAUACCAAGCAGGAGACUGAGACCUGACGUGCCCCCCACUGUGAUGACUGUCCCAUGAGCACAGGUGCCACAGCAUCCCCUUAGCAGCAGUGAUAACCAACCAAGGGAGGACAGACCUCACCCCCACCUUCGUCCAGGAGGCCUGGGAGGCAGCAGCCUAGGAGGCAGCUCACCACCACCUGAGAUUCCAUUCUCUCAGGGGGUAAAAGAUAGAACACUUUUUAUCUCUUUUCACCACGAGAGAGCUCACUGAGCAGCUUACAGGAUAUGCCAAUGUGGUCCGGGGCAUUUUUGAGAAAUUAUAAAUUCUUAUAAAUUCUGAAAUCUUCAGCUU